AUGAGGCAAACAGUCUCUGCUUUGAUUCAACUCUGCAACCUGAGUGAAGGUGUAGGGAGUGAAGUCUCAGAUAAGAGUACCUGUGUGAGCCUCACUACCCAGCGACUGCCAGUCAACAGAAUCAAGCUCCUUGAAAGCAGUAAUGUGAGUUUGUCUCCACAGAAUUUUAUUACCAAACGUGGCCUAAAAGUCUGUGCUGAUCCACAAGCCAGGUGGGUGAAAGACGUGGUCAAGAGCAUGGACAGGAAAUCCAACACCAGAAAUAACAUGAUCCAGACCAAGCCAACAGGAACCCAGCAAUCGACCAAUACAGCUGUGACCCUGACUGGGUAGUAGCCUCUGGCACCCUGUCCCUCUCCAGCCAGCAAGCUCAUUUCACUUCACACACGCAUGGACUGAGUUUAUACUCACCUUUUAUGAAAGUACUGCAUGAAUAAAAUUAUUCCUUUGUAUUUUUACUUUUAAAUGUCUUCUGUAUUCACUUAUAUGUUCUAAUUAAUAAAUUAUUUAUUAUUAAGAAUA
Messenger RNA from Mandrillus leucophaeus (drill), 522 nucleotides. It is a transcript of the gene XCL1, whose product is annotated as chemokine (C motif) ligand 1. The transcript is spliced from 3 exons. Gene Ontology annotation, biological process: immune response. The coding region runs from base 1 to 333 and encodes 110 amino acids. Gene Ontology annotation, molecular function: chemokine activity. Gene Ontology annotation, cellular component: extracellular region. The record is from RefSeq and is a predicted model, not a curated record. NCBI's taxonomy places the organism in Eukaryota, Metazoa, Chordata, Mammalia, Primates, Cercopithecidae.